This is a messenger RNA of Naumovozyma castellii, 1731 nucleotides long. It is a transcript of the gene POL4, whose product is annotated as DNA-directed DNA polymerase IV. The coding region runs from base 1 to 1731 and encodes 576 amino acids. NCBI's taxonomy places the organism in Eukaryota, Fungi, Ascomycota, Saccharomycetes, Saccharomycetales, Saccharomycetaceae. The record is from RefSeq and is a predicted model, not a curated record. The transcript has a single exon.
AUGAAUUCAAAAAUAUUUCUCAAUACAAAGUUUCUCAUUCUACCAAAUUCAAAUACUACAUCAAUUGAGAUUCUCUCUGAAUUAAUUCGAAAAUUUGGUGGAGAAAUAAUUGAAGAUUUAGAGGACUUGGAUAAGAAUACUGUAAUUCUCAUUAAUGAUUCAUACAUAGGAGAUUCUGGAAGUUUGAUCCAGCAAGAUCUCUUUCGAAGAGAAUGCCAUGUGAAUUUCACAACUUUAGAAGAUUUUGUGCAUGCUAACGAAUUACAGAUAGUAAGAGUAAGUUGCGUAAGCCGAUGGAUUAAGCAGGGGGCAUUUCAAAUCCUGGGGGAGGACCUCGUCAGCAUAAUAUCUGACACUGGGGAAGAACACGGUAGCCAAACGUCAACUGAUAAUUCCAUAACUGAUAUCAUUAUUGAUGAAAAUGUUCCAGAUAGUGAAGCAGAAACAGAGGGAAAUAUUGAAUUAGAAUCAUUUGAGGAUGUAGAAAAUAGGAAUAGCAUGCAAUAUGAGCACAUAAAUGAGCCGCUAAUAGAAUCUUCAUAUAUAAACCUGGGUAAGAAUGAUGUUUUAAUUAAAGCUCUGAACUUAUUAGCAAAGAAAUACAGGCUUAAAGGUGAUCAAUUCAGGGCAAGAAGUUAUACUUUAGCUAAGGCCUCAAUUGAAAAAUGUCCCUACAAGAUUGAAUCAGGUGCACAAGCACAAAGAGAAUUAACUAAUAUUGGGUUAAGUAUAGCUAAGAAAAUAGACAUAAUAUUAAAAACCGGAAUAUUACCUGGUCUUGAAGAAGUGAACCUUGUUGAAAGGAAACUCGAUUAUUUUACGAACUGUCAUGCUGUUGGAUCCUACAAAGCCAAAAGAUGGGAGCUAUUUAAAUUGAGUUCAUUUUCUGAUGUUGUUACUAGGUUUCCUGAUGAUUUUAUUACUGACUGGACAAUGCUUUUCGGAUGGUCCUAUUAUGAAGACUGGUCUAAACGUAUCAGCCGAGAAGAAUGCGAGUGUCAUUUGAAGAUUGUAAAGGAUACGUUGAAAACAAUUGAUCCAUCUUGUCAUGUUGAACUACAAGGAAGUUAUGUUAGAGGUUCAGAGACAUGUGGAGAUAUUGAUUUGUUAUUUUACAAGCAAUAUUGUGAUGAUACCAAGGAAAUUGGAAUAAUAUUUGAAAAACUAGUGCGCCUGUUAUUUCGUAAAGGUUUCAUUCAAUGCUCGUUAAUGCUAACCUCCAAAUUGCAGGAGACUUUUAAAGAUAUUCUCAGAGAGAGGUUUCAAAAAUGUGGUUUAAAGUAUCCAUCGGGUAGUAGUCUUUUUGCAUCGGAUAUUAAUAAGAAGUAUUAUUUAGGUACAAAGCUACCUACUUCAGUAUAUAAGGCUAGGGAUGAACCCCCUCUAUUAAAAUUGAAAGAAUGUGACAAGUACAUGUCAUUGAGCUCUAGCAGGAAGAAUGAGAAUCCAUGUAGAAGGUUGGAUUUUUUCUGUUGCAAAUGGUCAGAAAUUGGUGCUGCAAGAAUGCAAUGGACUGGCUCCGGAGAAUUUAAUAGAUGGAUACGAUUACUGGCCGAUAAGCAUGGAUUAAAACUGAGCCAACACGGCUUAUUUACUAGAGAAGGCGAAUUACUAGAAAGUUAUGAUGAAAGGAAGAUUUUUCAACUGUUACAUGUUGACUAUGUCAAACCAGAACUGAGAAGUGAAGGUUUAUGGCAACAAGAUGAGACAAAAGGAAUGAUUAAAAAGUGA